This is a messenger RNA of Arachis stenosperma, 1662 nucleotides long. RefSeq lists its product as uncharacterized. The record is from RefSeq and is a predicted model, not a curated record. Gene Ontology annotation, biological process: box C/D snoRNP assembly. Gene Ontology annotation, molecular function: box C/D methylation guide snoRNP complex binding. The transcript has 6 exons. NCBI's taxonomy places the organism in Eukaryota, Viridiplantae, Streptophyta, Magnoliopsida, Fabales, Fabaceae. The coding region runs from base 646 to 1353 and encodes 235 amino acids.
AAGCUUACAUGUUUAAACUUCAAAGGUUAAAAAUCACCCUAAAUCAUUAACCCCCGCUGCCGCCGCCUUCCUCUUCUCCCCUUCCUUCCCCUUUUCUCUCUACCAACUCCAGCAGAGGCACCACCGCCGGCAUUGUUUCUCUGUUCUCCACAUCUCCUACGCCGUUCACCUCUUGCGUCGCCGCUCCCGUCUCUCCCCCUUUGGCUGCUGCAAGCGUCUCUUCCCGCUUGCCCGCGUCGCUGCCGCCAGCGUCUUUUUGCCACUGUUGGACAAACCUUUGAACCCGUCACUUGACCGGUUCAGUUCUCGCAACCUUACUCUCUCAUCCACUCACACUCACUCUGCGUCUCUACCUCGCCUUUCAGACCUCCUCGUCGCCACUGCCUCGUCUCCACUGUCCCUCGACAUCGCCUCUCACCACUCGGUUUGUUGCCUCGCCUCUUCCUCUGAGCCUCCGCGUCUUGCCGACUCGCCGUGCCUUCCUCUGUCGCCGUCAGUCCGUCACGAUCCCACUGCGUUGCCCCUCCCUUUCCGUGGCCAAUUUAUGGUCCAUCUGCAGCCAGCAGAUAUCCACUCUGAUCCGGGAUUGGGCGAGGAAUUGGUACCCGUCACUCGUCAAGGGUACGGUGUGGGGACUGGGAAGUUAUGCAAAAUGGGGGAUGGUGCAGGGACCAUGUUGGAUUGUUGGUUUUACUCUUUUCGUUAUUUUCUUUGUGUUUGUCUCACCAUGAACCUUUGUUUUGCCCACAAGCCAUAACUGCCAGAGUCUCCAUGGCAGAAAGGAGCAAGGAGCUUCUUCACUUGGAACACAAGGCCACACCCCUCUCAUCUUUAGAAUCCACACUUCUUGUUUGUAACGGCAAAAGAGAACAAUGCACUCAAACUAAGAUACUUCCCCCUAAUGGCACUCCUCUUACUUCUCCUAUUCCCAAAAGCCAACUUUUAGGGAAGGUUAAAGAUUUCUUAGGAGUAAUGUCAGAAGCAAAUAAGCGGCUGGAACUUGAUGCGAAGGAUCAUCCUGAGAGUUACAAUAUUGAAGAUCUCACUGGAAAUGAAUCCAAAGUUAUUGAAAUGGAUUUGAUGCUUGGUGUUGCGGAUCUUAAUACACCUGAGGCUGUGGCUGCUGCUGAAUCAGCAAUUUCCAGUUGUCAGCCUGCGAUUUCAUUGGCCGCUGAUGGCAAAGACACAGACACAGAUUCAGAUGAAAGCAGUGCUGAAGAUGAUAACGAGGAUGAUGGAAUCAGAAGUGGUGAUGCUGGAAAUGAUGGUAGAAAGCCUUCAUCUCUUGAUGAUGAAAAACGAAAGGGAAAUAAUAAUUCCAAAAAACGAGCAAGGAUAGUUGAGCUCUCAUGAACUCGAUGGUGUGUGGUAACUGGUAAGGGGUUAUGAGAAAUAGAUGCAUGAGUUGGCGUAAAUUGUUGUAUGUACUUACUAAGAUGAUAUCAGCAAGAAUCAAAAUGCAUCUUUUACAUCUAGGGUAGGGAUACAUUGUUUGAUUUUGGCUUAUGUUUGAGAUCAAACAAUAGCAGCCUCCAUAUCUGAGUUAAUUUAGUGGAAACUCCUCAAUGAGCUAUGCACGUAUUUAUGCCAUUAAUGGCAGAGGAUUUCGGUGUAGCGAUACUUAUUAAUUUGUUUUUAUGAGUUCUAUAUGCUCUUGCUAAA